AUGGCAUCCAUAUUGGAACAGUAUCAGCAAAGCAACUUUCGAGCUAGCAGAACCAAUUAUCCGAGUACUGCAGCCAAAAAUGAAACAGUUCCAUCUUCAGGAUUCGUCAAUAUCAUGUCUGAAGAAGAGAGACCUAUUUUUAAUAGAAUUGGUUCCGGUUUCAGGAUACCAGUCAAUACUUUUAUCCAACGUGUUGCAAUAUGCAAUAACAUGAUGCUGGUCGCGCUGUCUAAUAAUAUCUUAAGAAGAAUAUGCCUAUACGAUAAGAAUCUCUCCGACGAUGUCCAAAUUUCUGGACGAUUAACUGAUAAAGUAUACCGGAUCUUCCUGGAUCCAACGGGCAAGCAUGCAAUAAUUGCUAUGGAAUCGAUGGAAAAUUAUUAUUUAGCUGCUAGUAUGAAAAAAGUAAAACUUCUAAAUAAAUUAAAGGGACAUCUCAUAGAAUCUAUUGCAUGGAAUGGCAGUAACGCAACAGAUUUGAGUACUAGGGAUAUCCUAAUUGGUACAGCCAGAGGGUUAAUCUUUGAAACAGAGCUUGAUGCAUCUGUUGAAAGAUUAAGAUUCCAAAGCGGUACUGAAAAGUACAUGAAACAGGUAUACAGCUUAAACAGGUCUGAAGCAUCUGAAACUGCAGAGCGCAUAACUGGGCUUUUCUUUGAUCGGUUUCCUCCAUCUUCUUACCGUCUGGAUACAAGAUACUUUGUCAUCGCUACCACUCCAAAUCGUAUGUAUCAGUUCGUUGGCGAACUCAGCCAAGAUCAGCCUCUAUUUACUAGGCUUUUUUCGGCCUACGAAGGGCGCCCUGCUCAAUUCUUAGAGUUACCUGGUGAAACUUUAAAUUUUAGUGAAUUUCACGUUGCCUACUCUCGAAAGGAUAAAAUACCGGUAUCAUUUGCCUGGUUAACAGAACCCGGUAUUUAUCAUGGAACCUUCAAUUUCCGAGACCCGAAACAUAGUGUUACCGCGGGAGCGCUACUUAUGCCUUAUAAUGCUCUAGAUACCACUGAUGGAGAAAAUGUUAGCGUUUCGCCCCCUAUAUCGCUUACCGUAACGGAAUUUCACGCCUUACUCCUUUUUAAGGAUAGAUUAAAUGCGGUUGCAUUACUUAAUGAAGAAGUAGUUUUUGAAGAUUACUUUCAAGGAAACGCAUUUAAUGAUGUAAUAGCAGUGCUAGUCGAUCCAGUCAGUAAAAUAAUAUGGAUGUAUAGCCAAACAUCAAUAUUUCAGUUUGAGGUCAUUCACGAAGAUAGAUACGUUUGGAGAAUGCUUCUAGAAAAGAAUGAAUUUGAAAAAGCUAAACAAUUUUGCAAGGACAAUCCAGUACACUUGGAUAAAGUUUUAACAGCCCAAGCUGAUCAUUUCUUCGAUAAUAAAGAGUACCAGUCAGCGGCAUUAUUUUAUGCCCAGUCACAAAAAUCAUUUGAGCAAGUAGCUCUGAAAUUUUUAGAGCUUAAUAGACGUGAUGCAUUAAAAGUAUUUUUAAUUCAAAAAUUUAAUUGUCUAAAGGCUCAGGAUAAAACACAAAUGUCAAUGUUACUAACUUGGUUAACAGAACUGUAUUUAAAUGAUAUUGGGAAACUGAAAGAUGAUGAUAAGACUGAAUUAUGUGAAGUAAUGCAAGCAGAAUUUAGGGACUUUCUUCAACAGCAACGAGUAACUAAUUGCUUAAAUGACAAUCCGACCCUGUGCGCUACUCUAAGUGACCUUAUUUCCAGUCAUGGCGAUACCGAUAACAUGAUUUUUUUUGCCAAACUAAUGAAUGAUCAUGAAAAGGUCAUAACGUACUAUAUUCAGAGAGAUCGGUUUAAAGAGGCACUCAAUGCUCUAUCGAAUCAGCGGAAUCCUGAAUUAUACUAUAAGUUUUCAGCAGAUUUAAUUCCUCACAUACCAAAAGAUGUUAUUUCUACCUGGAUCUUGCUGGAGGGUAAUCUUGACGCCAAAAAACUCAUUCCUUCACUUAUUCAUUACGGUCAACACUCACCUCAGGCAUCUGAGGCUAUUCGAUACCUGGAAUUCUGUAUACGUGAUCUUCGCAACAAUGACCAAGCAAUUCAUGAUUACUUGAUAUCUUUAUAUGCUAAGAAUAAAGAUGAAUCAAAGUUAGAAACAUAUUUACAAGUACAAGGAAGAGCUGUGAGUUAUGAUCCUAAUUAUGCUUUGAGACUUUGCGCUGAAUACCGUUGUCAUCGAUCGUGUGUCUACAUAUAUGCUGCGAUGGGCUUAUUUGACGAAGCAGUUGAGUUGGCCUUAAAGGAGGUUUCAGUAGAUCUUGCAAAAAAUAAUGCUCAAAUCCCAGAGGAUGAUGAAGAAUUAAAAAGGAGGCUCUGGCUCCUAAUUGCUCGUCAUGUCAUUGAAGAGAAAAAUGAUAUUAAGCAAGCCAUGGACUUUUUGAAAGACUGCGACCUUUUAAAAAUUGAAGAUAUUUUGCCUUUUUUCCCGGAUUUUGUAACUAUCGAUCAUUUUAAGGACGCUAUUUGUUCAUCACUACAAGAAUAUAAUAAGCAUAUCGAAUCACUAAGACAAGAAAUGCAGGAAGCAACGGAAAGCGCUAAAUCUCUUCGGGAAGAUAUUCAGGCAAUGAAAAAUAGUUAUAGAAUUAUUUCUGUUCAAGAAACCUGUACCAUUUGCUCAUUUAAUAUCAUGAGCAGAGCCUUUUACUUAUUUCCUUGUGGUCAUAUGUUUCAUACCGAUUGUUUAAUAGCUGAGGUUGAACCUCAUCUCAAUGAUAGGCAGAGAUCAAGGUUGAGGGAACUUCAAAAAAAGCUAGGUACAUCAUAUACGACUGAACUUCAAGCUGCUGAAAGCACUUUAAGAGAUUCUUGCAAGGAUGAACUAGACGAAUUGGUUGCCAGUGAAUGUCUAUACUGUGGAGAACUUAUGAUAAGCCUUAUUGAUCAACCUUUCAUUUCUCCGGAUCAAUUUGAUGCCAUUAAAGAGAGCUGGCGAUAA
This is a messenger RNA of Trichoplax adhaerens, 2949 nucleotides long. RefSeq lists its product as uncharacterized. The record is from RefSeq and is a predicted model, not a curated record. Gene Ontology annotation, biological process: endosome organization; endosome to lysosome transport; organelle fusion. Gene Ontology annotation, cellular component: endosome; HOPS complex. Gene Ontology annotation, molecular function: protein-macromolecule adaptor activity. The coding region runs from base 1 to 2949 and encodes 982 amino acids. Lineage: Eukaryota; Metazoa; Placozoa; Uniplacotomia; Trichoplacea; Trichoplacidae. The transcript has 28 exons.